GCCACACGUGCCUGUGUAGCGUACUGCUAUGAUGUACAGUACAGGCAGGGUGGAAGGCAGCUGAAAGACUGGAUUGCUGGAAGACACGUCAGCUGUGCGGAAGGGAGCAUGAGCUGCCUGGUGUCUAUGAGGAAAUCAGAACAAUUUUUGGUGUCUCCUGGAUUUGGAGUAAAGCAAUGGUAGAGCAGAUUAUCGCUAGGGAUCCACUAGCAGGAGAUCUGAAAUGCAGCCUCUUUGUGUCUGCCCUCCGCAGCUACAAGAGAGACUCCGUCCUAAGACCGUUUCCUCCCUUCUAUACCAGUGACCAAUACAAAGACUUCGACACCUUGAUUGCCGACACCAACGUCUUACCCAGUCUCCAGGACUUCAUCCAAAACAAGUCGAAGUUAGACCAGAAACUCCUCAGCCUGUUGAGCUGGGUUCUGUCAGAGAAGCUUUUCACCAUCAAAUGCCUCAAAAAGGAAAAGUUUGAGGAAAUCCAGGCCUUGCCCGGCUCUCCCAGCCUUGCUCUGCCGACUCCUGACUUCCUGUUUGAAAUACAAUACUGCGAGAAGCUGAACACCAAAUUCCAGGAGAUACGUGGCGAGAUGGAUGUCAUGUAUGCCCUGCACGGCAGCCGUCUAGAGAACUUCCAUUCCAUCCUGCACAAUGGCUUGCACUGCCAUCUAAACAAGACCUCUUUAUUUGGAGAAGGCACUUACUUAACCAGCGACCUGAGCCUAGCUCUUCUGUACAGCCCGCACGGCCAUGGAUGGUCUCGCAGCAUAUUGGGCCCAAUUCUUAGCUGUGUUGCAAUGUGUGAAGUGAUCGAUCAUCCUGAUGUUAAGUGCCAGGUCAAGAAAAAAGACUCCUCUGAAAUUGAUCGUAAACGAGCCAGAGCAAGGAACAGCGAGGGGGGAGAUGUUCCAGAGAAAUACUUUGUGGUGACCAAUAAUCAGUUGUUACGUGUGAAAUAUCUUCUUGUGUAUUCUCAGGAGCAGCCGCAGAGGAGGUGCAGGCAGCCAUCCUGGUUUUCAAGCCAUCGGUUUGCUAUCUUAAUGACUUUGUACCUCUUUGUGCUGCUUCUCAUUGGGUUAAGCGGUUCGAAGACUUUUAUGCAUCACUGGAACAGACUUUUAAGCUGAAGGCCUUGGUCUUUUCUCUGCAGACUGCACCAGAAGCCUUAACUAUGGAUUUAUUCCAUAGCCAUUCGGACUUUACGCUUUAACUUCUUCAAGCAAAAAAAAAAAGCAUUCCAGUUCUUACAAACUUUGAUGUCAUUCACGAGCGGCAUGGAAAAACCGAGAGUCUUUUUUUUUUUCUUUUCUUUAUUAAUAUUCCUACAGAAACUUGGAAUUUUAAUAUCACUAAGCAAUAGAACAAUCUAAGAUACAUGAAGAAGAUUCUAAAGGAUACGUGAAAAAGUGCACCUUAACUGAGACCUGGAGCAAAAGUUCUAAAGACUUUGAUGAUAAAAGUGUAACCGUUAUCAUUGUCAGAUUAGAAUAUAAGUGGCACAGCGGUGUUAGGUUUUCUGCUGCUCCCAUUCACAUUUAACAGCCGAAAAAUAUAACAAAACUGACUUUUUAUCCUCAUCGUAGACAUUGGUGAUUAAAUACUAAUGUCAUUCUUGUAAAA
This is a messenger RNA of Bufo gargarizans (Asiatic toad), 1617 nucleotides long. RefSeq names its product poly(ADP-ribose) polymerase family member 16 (gene PARP16). NCBI's taxonomy places the organism in Eukaryota, Metazoa, Chordata, Amphibia, Anura, Bufonidae. Bases 177 to 1124 code for a protein of 315 amino acids. Gene Ontology annotation, molecular function: NAD+ poly-ADP-ribosyltransferase activity; kinase binding; protein serine/threonine kinase activator activity. The record is from RefSeq and is a predicted model, not a curated record. Gene Ontology annotation, biological process: endoplasmic reticulum unfolded protein response. Gene Ontology annotation, cellular component: intracellular anatomical structure; endoplasmic reticulum tubular network; membrane. The transcript has 7 exons.